AUGGAGUUCUGCCCACGGAUCGCCAAUGAGUUGAUGCUCAAGGAGAUCCAAAAGGGUUCUUCUAGCAAGAACACAGUGUCUUCUCCCCUAUCAAUAAACGCAGUUCUAAACAUGUUGGUUGCAGGAUCUAAGGGCGAUACUCUGAAGCAAAUGCUGGGCUUUCUCGGGUCCAAAAACGUUGACGAAAUCAACUCAAAAUCGAGACAGAUGAUGGCGAUGCUGCGCGGUGGCGGUGGGUCCUCUGAGAACGUCGACGAUGGUCCGAUUGUUACCAUAUGGUCAAUGGAGCUUGGGCUGAUCAACAUUUUCCUCUCGUUCCUAAAUACAAAGAGGAGUGUCCGGGCAAGCUUUAGCGCACCUCGACUCAUGCUGGGGGCUUUAUCCUACCGCCCCUUGUGGCUCUGCCCCACUAUAGUUCUGUACCAGGUGAUGAUCACCAGAACUUCAAUAUUACUGAAAUUUCAUGUUUUUAUUUUGGACAAUGUAAUGUGUAUGUUGGCUGAUCAAGUGGUAGAUGAAAUUAACUCAUGGGCUAAUACUGCAUCAAGAGGUCUUAUCAAAAACAUUCUCCAACGUGGGUCCGUACCUAUAGAUACCACACUCAUCCUCGCAAAUGGACUCUACUUUAAAGGACUUUGGGACUAUCCCUAUAAAUUUGAGGCUUUGAGGACUACAAAUAGAAAAUUCUAUCUUCUAAAUGGGGACAAUGUUUCAGUUCCGUUCAUGACUAGCUAUGAAAAGUACUAUUACAGAGCGUUUGAUGGAUUCAAGUUUCUUAAAAUCCCAUAUCAAAGUCGCCAGAACAACAAUUUCUCUAUGUAUUUUUUUCUCCCGGAUGAGCGAGAUGGGUUGCAAAAUCUUCAUGGGAAGUUCAAUUCCGAUUCCGGAUUUCUGAAUGAGGAGCACUUUGAGUUAAAGAAUGAGACGCUUGAGGAAUUUUGGAUUCCGAAAUUUAAAUUCUCGUUCGAUUUUGACGUUUCUAAGAAAGCUUAUAUUGAGGUUGAUGAGAAUGGAACGGAGGCUGCGGCCAUUAAUUAUAUGAGAAUGAGAGGAGGAGGUUGUUGGCCUCCGCCAGGAGUCAAGUGUGUCAGUUUUGUUGCUGAUCAUCCUUUCAUAUUCAUGAUCAGGGAAGAGGGAUCGGGUUUAGUUUUUUUCACUGGAGCAGUUGUGCAAUCUAGAGAUUGUCUUUUGCUCGUUCAAGGGAUCAAGAAUGGGAGAGCAUUGGAAUGGCCAGUUCCUAUUUCUGAUGGUGAACGAGCUGUCGUUCAUGAAGCACAUGCUCUAGCCUUGGCAAUGAGGAAUGAGGAUAGCUCUUCCUCUUAG
Molecule: messenger RNA, 1323 nt
Organism: Rhododendron vialii
Lineage: Eukaryota; Viridiplantae; Streptophyta; Magnoliopsida; Ericales; Ericaceae
Product: serpin-ZX-like
Exons: 6
Coding region: 1-1323 (440 amino acids)
Molecular function (GO): serine-type endopeptidase inhibitor activity
Source: RefSeq, a predicted model, not a curated record